This is a messenger RNA of Physcomitrium patens, 4363 nucleotides long. Its product is annotated as histidine protein kinase NIK1. Lineage: Eukaryota; Viridiplantae; Streptophyta; Bryopsida; Funariales; Funariaceae. Gene Ontology annotation, biological process: phosphorelay signal transduction system; phosphorylation. Gene Ontology annotation, molecular function: phosphorelay sensor kinase activity. The record is from RefSeq and is a predicted model, not a curated record.
UUCAGCCCCGUCCUGGCGUCGGUUGGGCUGAGGGUUCUCCUGCGGCAGUUGAGCUUCUUCUAAGGAUAAUGGGGUUUCGACAACCUUCGGAUGAAUAAUGUCGCCUUCUCAUCUCGCUGUGCCCGCUGCUCACGGACCAUUUUGCCAAACUGUCGCUAUAUUUGGGGAAAACACGUUGCUGCAAUUCCGGAUUUUUCGAUCGCGAAUAUGUCCUGGACAUGGGGUUUUUCUUGUUUCUUUUCUUGUUAAAAAAUCGUUUUCAAUUUUUUUAAUAGUAGCAUCAAAUCGGAUGCGUCACAACUGAGCAGAUUCCGGUUGAGUGGAGUAGGGAGGUGAGGAGUGUAGGGGUUGUUGCGCGACAUGCAUGGUGGCCGAGGAAUGGUGAAGGUCAAGGGGUCGGGGCUGGUGUGUGGAGUUUCUAUGUUGCGGGACCCAGUUGCUGUGUUUGCUGCGGUGGCGUAGUAUGGUAGCUAGCAGAUAUCAAAGUGGUCGUUCUGAUGUGCACCCAGGGUGUUGGCUUUGUUCGGAAGCCGAAGAUCAAUCACAAGAGGAGAGGGUCUGGGUCGGUGGUGUUUGGGCCGUGCGUUUAAGGAUUGGCGCGAUGUGGAGUGUGAAUAAGGAUGAUUUAGCUAGAAAGCAGGUAGGAUUAUUCAUCUCCCACAAGGAGGUAAUUGUGAAAGACUGGCCGUUUCUCAGGAUCCCGGUAGAUAAAUGGCCGAGUAUGCGUAUGAUUCGGCUCUCUCGAUGAAGAAUUUAGCAAUCCAAUUUAUAAUGCUGAAACUUAAGCAGAAUACGUACCAAGUGAAUCAAGAUGGAUCUGUGGGGUGAAGAUUGGAGAAAGGACUGUUUCUCUUCACAGAGAGGAUGUUGGUGGGAUUGAUUACAGUGCAAUGGAUAAUCCAUCUUCCGACAGUGCUGAUGGAAGUUUAGCAAACGUUGUAGGUGCAUCACAUCUUUCAGCUCGUUCUUGGCCAGAGACUCGGAAAAGCAUUCGUCUAGGGACUCUCAGGUGUUGUGCAGGUUUUAGCGUCGACUUUUCCGUACAAACAUGGAGGAAACUCUCAAGAAACGUCUCGGGUAUGUUAAGAAUUCUUCGACACAACGUGUUUACCUUCAUCUUGGUGUUGCUGAGUGGGAUCGUAACGUGGGAAAGUUCCGUGGACGAUCUCCGUGUCAGAAUCGACCGGACAAUCGUGUUCCCUCUGUAUCUCCCACAUUCUGUGGCGCUUGCGGCUGCAUGCGUUUGGACAAAAUCUGUCGCUCCUGGGAAUCUAGCGGGUUUAUAUUUGGUCAGGAUGUACAUGAUUUGGAGGGGUCACCUGGAGUUUAGUAGCUUGAAUACUACGGUCAUGUUCCUGGUGGCAUCUCUGGCGACAGUUCAAAGCCAUCUUGGUGCGUACUUCUUGCGCAAGAUCCUAUGUCGGGUUAGCACGAAGAGGUUUCCAACGAUCGACUCUGUGGCGGAAGCGUCGUGGUAUUUGACCAUCGUCUUCUUCCUUUCCUUAGGUUUUAGUAUGGUGAUCUCUUUGUGCAUUACCAUCACCCCUCUCAUCCAAUGGCAGAGCUUUUGGAGGUACUGGGGAACCUGGUGGCUUGGAGUUCUAGCAACCAUGAUCACUGUUACACCACUACUUACGCAUCUCUUAGCUUGGGAGUACCCAUCAAGCUUGAAGAGCCCCGGCAAAUUGCUCGAGUGCAUGCUGUGUACUGUGGCAACAGCAAGCAUCAUGGCCAUCGUGUUCUUCUUCAACUUUGAACACUUCAUGCCGCUGCCCUAUCUUUGUUUCCCACUCAUCGCGUGGACUUCAUUUCGAUUCAAUAGAGUGGGCUGGGCUAUCACAGUCACCACCAUCGCUUACUGCUGUUCUUUAGGAGCCGUCCGCAGGAAGGGUGCUCUUUACAAUAUAACGGCGGGAGUUUCACCUGCAUCCCCCGAGCUUGUCAUUCAGGUUGAACUUUUCAGCUGUGUGAUGGGAGUAAUAGGUAUAACACUGGCCGCAGCAGUACGAGAAAAAAAAGUUCUCACUCGGAAACUACAUCAAAUGAAUAUUGAACUGGAACACACUGUGGAUAUGAGAACGUUGGAGCUUCGUAAAGCCAAUGAGGAGCUCCAAGUUUCACAGAAAAAAGCUGAACAAGCUAGCCACGCGAAGUCGGAUUUUCUCGCUAACAUGAGUCACGAAAUCAGGACACCAAUCCAUGGGAUCCUGGGCUUAACUGCAUUGCUAUUAGAGUCUGAUCUCUCUCCUGACCAGACGGAAAGUUUACAGUCCGUGAAGGAAUGUGCGGAUCUUCUUUUGCAUAUCAUCAACAGCGUUCUAGAUCUUGCCAAGAUUGAAGCGGGACGCUUAGAGGUAGAGAAAGUCCCAUUUAAUAUUCGGAAAAUGGUAUCAAGCACGUUUCGCAUGCUACAAGCACGGGCGCAACAACGUGGCUUGAAGUUGUUAUGGGAGGUCGAUAAAAGCGUGCCGCAGACAUUGAUGGGUGAUGUUGGAAAGCUUCAGCAAUGUCUGUUGAAUUUAGUUGGAAAUGCCCUGAAAUUUACACACGAAGGCUCUGUGACUGUGAGUGUAAUAUUGACGAAUGACACGACAACUGCGUCCCUCAACACAGAUGAUGAACUUUCAAACAAAGCGCUUGGAGUAUCUGGUGAUAAGUCUGAGAGCCAGGACGCUCCAGAUACGAUGUUCGUCGAAUUCGAGGUGCGGGAUACUGGAAUUGGGAUUAGUCAAGAGAUACUACUUGAUAUGUUCAAGCCAUUCAAGCAGGCUGAUGCAUCCACUUCUCGUCUAUAUGGUGGAACUGGACUUGGUCUCUGCAUAGUUCAGAGAUUUGUUGAGCUUUUAGGAGGCACGAUAUGGGCUGAAAGCGAAGUAGGCAAAGGGAGUGCCUUUCACUUUCUCUUGCCUUUCUUUUCUAACAACCCAAAAGAGAAUCCAUUAGAAUCAUCCUCAAAAAUGUUUUCAGAUAAAAUCUAUAGCCGUCAGUCCUGGAGCCUGAUGGGAGGGUUGAUUUUCAACCCACCUGGCAAAUAUCAGAAUGAGUCCAAUCAGCUAGGUUUUGGAGCCCAGGCUCAGAAUUCAAACUUUGCUGCAAGGGUUCGAUCAUCCAAUGAUCUUUUAGGACUGCGGAAGGAUAACAAUGGUACGGCAUUGGGUAAUUCUGACAGCAGUGAUCCUUCAACCGUGAAUGGAUAUUCGUCAGUUUUUCGAGAUUCCAAGCAUAGCGGUAGUUUAGUGCGACAAAAUAGUCUCGGUCCAGGACACUUCGCGUGUGUUGCACCUCAACGGUUACAAGAUGGAUCUAGUGCAGUAGUUGAUGAACAGCGUACGGAGAAGACACGGUCAGAUCCAGCCGGUGCAUUGAACCAAUGUGACAUGCCUCUGAAGUGGGAUUCUUUAUGCAGUGACCGAAUCUCAAGCGGUGAAGCCACGCAGGUGUCACAACAGGAGUCUUUCCUGAAUUCAGCUAUUUGUCAUAGUAACCCGGAAUCAUGGGACCUAGUCCAGCCACAGGGCUUCGUGUCAGAUUCAGCACGAACAUCUUCAACUUUUUCAGGUAGGAGUUUAGGAUCUGAUUUCUUAAGGGCAUAUGGAGGUCUUGUGAAUGCUGAUAAUCCGGGAGGGGAAGAAGCCCUCAAUGAGUCAGAGGAAUGUGAAAGAGGAAAUUUGACUGGAUUAGCAGAUGAUUUGCAUUGUGUAAUUGUAGCGCAUAGUCUACAUGGGAAGUCGGCUUCAGUGAGGUCAGAUCUUAGCAGAGAAUCAUCUGCGGAGUUAGAAAAGAUGUUGGAUUGCAAGGUUAGUCUAAACAUACUUCUGGCGGAAGACAACGCCAUUAAUCAAAAGGUCGCCAGCAGACAGCUUCAAAAACAUGGACACUUAGUCACCAUUGUGGGUGAUGGCCAGCAAGCCCUGGACGUGAUCUCUUGUCGUCACGACGAGUUCGACCUCGUGUUGAUGGACGUCCAGAUGCCAAUAAUGGAUGGAUUGAGGGCUACAGACCUUAUACGAAAAGCUGAGCGUGAGAACAGCUGGACGCGAGUGCCUGUACUCGGGCUUACUGCACAUGCUAUUCAAGGCUACCAAGAGAUAUGCCUGCAACAUGGAAUGGAUGGCUAUCUCGGAAAACCUUUCGAUAUUCACCAGCUUCUCAAAACGAUCGGUCAUUUGUUGCCCCCUGAUAGGCUUUGUCCGCAGCUGUGAUCUGAUAUUUGUACAUUUUUUUGGUGAUGGUUGGGGGAAAUUAUUACAUUGAACAAUGUUUCGGUGGUAUUGAACCGUGCCCUGAUUGACAUGAUCAUCUCAGCCAUUUUCCUGUUACAUUGUAUGCGUCUAUACAAUUCCACACAUGCAGAUCUUACAUA